AUGACUACCAGACGAUAUAUUCACACAGCAUCUGUAUUAUCAAAUGGAAAGGUAUUAGUUACUGGUGGAUACGAUAUUAGUGUUUCAAAUAGUACUGAACUGUAUGAUCUAUCAACAGGUAUUUGGACAACUACUAGUGAUAUGACUAAUGCACGAUAUGAUCACACAGCAUCUGUAUUAUCAAAUGGAAAAGUAGUAGUUACUGGUGGAUCUGAUGGAAAUGCUGCCGCUUUAAACAGUGCAGAGUUAUAUUAA
This is a messenger RNA of Adineta steineri, 255 nucleotides long. Lineage: Eukaryota; Metazoa; Rotifera; Eurotatoria; Adinetida; Adinetidae. The record is from the annotation of a GenBank genome assembly.